Messenger RNA from Dendrobium catenatum, 1568 nucleotides. Its product is annotated as endoplasmic reticulum-Golgi intermediate compartment protein 3-like. The record is from RefSeq and is a predicted model, not a curated record. Lineage: Eukaryota; Viridiplantae; Streptophyta; Magnoliopsida; Asparagales; Orchidaceae. Bases 105 to 1256 code for a protein of 383 amino acids. The transcript has 13 exons. Gene Ontology annotation, cellular component: COPII-coated ER to Golgi transport vesicle; endoplasmic reticulum.
UAAUCCUAUUUGGAUUGUGCUUGUUAAAGUUGGAACUGCGAGACGGAGAAGCUGCAAGUUGGAACUGCGAGACGGAGACGCAGCUUCGAUUUCAGACCCUAGGCAUGGAGAUCCUUAACAAACUGAAGAAUCUGGACGCCUACCCUAAAGUAAACGAGGAUUUCUACAAUCGAACGCUCUCGGGAGGGCUGAUCACCAUCGUUUCUUCCAUCGCCAUUCUUCUGCUCUUCAUCUCCGAGAUCCGGCUAUAUAUUUAUUCAGGCACCGAGACUAAGCUAAUUGUAGAUACCUCAAGAGGAGAAAGACUGCGUGUCAAUUUUGAUGUUACAUUUCCAUCCCUUGCUUGCUCCCUUCUGAGUGUUGAUGCUAUGGAUAUCAGUGGUGAGCGUCACUUCGAUAUUAGGCAUGACAUUGUAAAGAAAAGAUUAGAUCAUCUUGGGAAAGUCAUUGAUUCAAGAAAAGGUGAUAUUGGUGCACCACAGAUUGAAAGGCCCUUGCAGAAGCAUGGUGGAAGGCUUGAUAAGAAUGAGAAAUACUGCGGUUCUUGUUAUGGUGCCGAAGGGUCUGAUGAUCAUUGCUGUAACACGUGUGAAGAGGUUCGAGAAGCAUACAGAAACAAGGGAUGGGGUAUUACAAAUAUGGAUUUGAUUGAUCAGUGCAAAAGAGAGGGCAUUUUCCAGAAAAUUCAGGAAGAACAAGGUGAAGGAUGUAACAUCCAUGGAUUUUUAGAUGUCAAGAAAGUUGCUGGAAAUAUACAUUUUGCUCCCGGGAAAAGUUUCCAUCAUUUAAGCUUUCCUUUCCUUGAUCUAUUUUCCUUUCAGGCUGAAUAUAACGUAAGCCACAAGAUUAACAAACUCUCUUUUGGUAAAGAAUUCCCUGGGGUGAUAAACCCACUUGAUGGCACAGGGUGGAUACAACCAAGUUACUCAGGAAUCUAUCAGUAUUUCAUUAAGGUUGUUCCUACAAUCUAUGCUGACAUAAGAGGACACAAGAUUCAUUCAAAUCAGUUCUCAGUGACACAGCACUUCAGAGAAGGGAAUGUUUAUCCUAGGCCUCUUCCAGGAAUAUUCUUCAUUUAUGAAUUCUCACCAAUCAAGGUGAUCUUUACGGAAGAGAACAAAUCUCUCCUACACUUUUUAACAAGCAUUUGUGCUGUACUUGGAGGUGUUUUUACAGUUGCUGGGAUCAUUGAUACUUUUGUUUUUCAUAGUCAUCGGGCAAUCAAGAAAAAAAUGCAGCUCGGGAAACAGGGGUGAAUAAUCUGUUGGUUUCCAUCUAUCUCCAAGAAAAAAGGAAAAAUUCAGAAAGUGGUGCAUAUGCUAGUGAGUAGACCACAUGAUCUAUAUUAUUUUUACCAAAUUAUUGAAAUCCAGAUCUGUUUUCUGGUUGUUAGUUUUGUUUGUAAUUUGUCAGAAUACAGGACUUGAGAAACUAGGAUUUAGUUACGCUCAUUAAUGGAUUUUUUGAAAUCCAUAUUAUGUUUCAUGGCCAUCAUACAGCUUUUCUUAUGAACCGAAGUGUACUAAUUUAAAAUUUAUAAAGUUAAUUGUUUGAUUUUUUAGAUGUUA